CAGAGGACGAGCUCUUCCAAAUCCAAACGCCCACCUUCCCUUACAAUUUUCACUUCUGGUAGUCGGCAACCUAAGAAGACACAAGUCGACAUUGACAAUCCUCGCUCGGCCAUUCAACGAGUUUCGUCUCUCCCAUCUUCAUUGAUGGCUGAAAAUAAUCGCGCUAUACAAAUCAUCAGUCCACUGACACGCACUCAAGCUGCAGAUCAACACGCAUCGACUGAUUCCAAUGCGGAUAUUGUCUCCCUCGAGCCAAGUUCACUUACAAUAGUCGAACCAGCGAACAACUACGAUAGUAUCAUUGACACUCGUAUCGACAGCACUGUCAAAUCCAACACAUUCCUAACUGACUCGAAUGUGACUCAUUCUGUGCCUGAGGUUGCCCCCACAUUGCCGCUGUCUUCUGUCUCAUUCCACAGUCUUCUUGAGAACCUUGCAUCAUCAUUGAAGACUCCCGUUACUGGACCGAUCAUCCCCGCUUUCGCUAACGUGACACUUGCAGAUAUUCCUAUGACACAACGAGUUGGACCCGGAAUGCAACCACCUGCUGCCAGUAUGCCGCCAUUGAUCGGCAAUCCAAAGAAGAAAAGAGAAUUAAACCUGAACGCUGCACUGCGUCCCACCAAAUCAAAUACUGCUAGAAACCUCUGUGCUAUCGCAUACAAAGAACAAAAUAAAGGAAGAGUCGUUACCGUUGGUGAAUUUGCUGCAUACUGGGACAAUCUGUCCGAAGAGAUGCGAAAGCCAUUUGUUGAUCAGGUCGAGCAAAUCAAACGGGUAUACCCUCGUACAGUACUGAUGAGACGACGCUGAUACUAACUAUAUUCUCGCAUAGGCUAAAGCAAGCGC
Molecule: messenger RNA, 849 nt
Organism: Suillus subaureus
Lineage: Eukaryota; Fungi; Basidiomycota; Agaricomycetes; Boletales; Suillaceae
Exons: 4
Coding region: 145-813 (222 amino acids)
Source: RefSeq, a predicted model, not a curated record